Myripristis murdjan (pinecone soldierfish) is the source of this 2284-nucleotide messenger RNA. It is a transcript of the gene arid6, whose product is annotated as AT-rich interaction domain 6. The coding region runs from base 188 to 2059 and encodes 623 amino acids. Gene Ontology annotation, cellular component: nucleus. The record is from RefSeq and is a predicted model, not a curated record. The transcript has 6 exons. Gene Ontology annotation, molecular function: transcription cis-regulatory region binding. Gene Ontology annotation, biological process: regulation of transcription by RNA polymerase II. NCBI's taxonomy places the organism in Eukaryota, Metazoa, Chordata, Actinopteri, Holocentriformes, Holocentridae.
CACUGAGGUGCGAAGGACAGGUGGCUGUGACUGUGUGAAUGAGGUGGCUGCAAACAGCACACUGCUGUCUCCACACUGACUGGAGAAACAAUUGACGUGUAAACUCUGUGAUUAAGUAGUUCCCCGAUCGCCAGGCGUAUGAGCAGACCCAUCCUGUCACUGGAGACGCUGGAAACACAGCCUCAUUAUGGCGCAUGACCAUCUCCAGGAGGACAGACCUAAGGAGCAGGUGGAGGACAUUACAGAGGAGACAUUCCUGAAAGAUCUCUACCUUUUCAUGAAGAAUAGAGAUACACCCAUUGAGAGAAUCCCAAAUUUAGGUUUCAAACAAAUUGAUCUGUUUGUGAUGUACAAGACUGUCAGAGAACUGGGCGGGUACCACCAGGUUACGACUCGGCAGCUGUGGAAACAAGUGUACAACACGCUGGGAGGAAACCCUCGAAACACCAGCGCAGCCACCUGCACCCGCAAACACUAUGAGAAGUUGCUUUUGCCAUUUGAGUGCCACAAGAAAGGUGAAAUAAUGCACAUUUUGCCGCAUCAUCAGCCAAAGCACUUUCCUUACGACUUCAGCAAAGAUGAUUAUGGCCAGAGGACAGCAAAACACAAAACUUUACCAAAACCUCUGCGCCAGCAGAAUGCUCAUAACCUCUGCUCAAACUCACAUAUGAGGGUCAUCCCUAUGCCUGUCCACUACCGUCACUGCUACCAUCCAAACCAUCCAUACCUGCCCCGAUAUCCCCCAGUCUCAUCUUCAGGGGCAACCACAAAUGGCCCUCCAGUCCCCCAGCCCCAGCUGUCCUACCAUCCACCCCCUCAAAGCUCAGCUGACAGGAUCAAGCAGCCGCUGGAGCACUUGCGUUACCUGGCAGAGCAGUACAAAUCUUCAUCUGGUUUGACUGAGCCUCUAAACCUUAGCUUUAAAGCAUCAAGCCCAGAGACAAACAGCCAGCAAGCAUCAUCGUUCAGCCCACCACCAACCGGCAAGAAUCCAAAGUUUUUGAACAAACCCUCUCCUCUCUAUCCACCCAAGAGGAUGAUGAGGAAUGAGGGAUGUGAGAUGCAAGGCGAUGAUGAAGGUCUAGAACCCCAUCAGUCAGUCACCCCAUAUUCGUAUUCCCUGAAUGCUAGACAAGACUACCCCAUCAAUCUCAAAUCCACUUCAACGACAUCCUCAAGCAGCCCCACGUUGGACCCUGCCCCGGCCCUGAGGAUGGAGAAUGGCCCCAGCAGGGAAGGCAUCUCCACAAUGCCCCACAGACCCAACUCUCCAAACACAGACUUUACAAUGUGCCCAAGGGAAGAGAGAGAGGAGAGCCCCAAACUAAGCCAGAGGGCACUCAAUCUCAGCCAUGUACUGCCCAGCCCCCCAAGAGAGAAUGGAGGCAAGAUGGAAAUUGAGAUACCCCUGGCUCUGCUGCAGGACUGGAUCAGGCACUAUGGGCCCUCAGCCACUAUGCAUGGGGCUAAGCAGCGUCUUACUCCUCCUCAAGAGGAAGACAACAGACAAAAGAGUUGUUACACCUCAGACAUCUUCCCCACCAGCCUGACCUCUAAAAGUCAUCCCCUCGACCAGGACAGGAGCUCAGCUAAUGAGGAUUUAACCCCGAGGCAGAGGAAUCUGCCAAAUCCCACACCAACAAGCCAGAUAAACGGUGAUCACCACAUCAUAAGCCGCUACGAUUUCUCCAGCUUCAAGCCAGUGCCGUCAGGGGGCAUUCUCAAAGAUCCCUCCAGCCAGGAUGUGUAUCCAUGGGAUCUCCAUCUUAUUAAUAAGCCCUAUGGCUCCAAACCCAAAAACGGCUGGGAUCCCUAUGAUAGAAGCAGUCAGGCUCCCCCUAUCCAAUCGAAAAUCAGCUCUAGCCCCCUAACAGUUGAGGAAGACUUUGCAGGCUCUAAGACCUCAGCCUAUAAUGAGGACAUAUCCCAGGGAGGGAGGGGGAGAUCAGGGAAUGGGCCGCCAGCUGUUCUGAUGGUGAACUCCCCCUCUGCUUCUGUAUUGCAUCUCACCAGUGAAGAGGUAAUGAAGCUGAAGAGAAUCAUCUCCAGCUCCUCAUAAGCAUCUUACGGCUUAUUUAUACAAUAAUGUUAAUAUUCCAAUGCUAUAUUAUAGCAGUCCCAAAUGUAUUAUUGCUCCGUUGUGCAUAUGUUCGUCUGUAUACUAUAUGUAAUUCUUUUCAGCAAUUUAAUCAUCAUGUUUGCAAUUGUGUGUGAAAUUGACAGCUACUACAAUGAUAAAAUCUACUUCUGAACAAUAUUUCAUUUUUUUAUACAGUAAUUGUGC